AUGGGGUGCAUGGUCGUGUCGCGUGUCACACCAAAAACGUUGAAGACAAUUCAUAACGGCACCCAAGGCUGUCGCCACCCCCUGACCCAGAUUCACACCUCCAGCAGCGCUAUCAUGUGGCAAGCGUUUGUGAUAGGUUUCCUCCUGGCCUUGACAGGCGCCGCGGGCGUGUACUGCCUCCAUCAAGUCAAGGCCCCAGUCCACGAAUUAUACCAGCCAUCGCCGUCCAUAUUCCUCUUGGGCUAUCGAGCGUUCCUUGUCGGGUUGUUCGGUGUGGCGCUGUUUGGCUACAACACACUUCCACGUGCGUGGCUGUACUACACUGUGUGGAACCUGACGCUCCAGUUCAUCUACUUGGUGUGGGCGACUGUGCAUCAAUUCCGCCACCGACAUGAAACUGGCACGGCGAUACCAUCGACCCGCGAAAGCCGCGCGCUCAACGCGCUCUUUGAUGUGUGCUUCGCCGUGAGUUUUCUCGUGUGUGCCGUGUAUUGGGGCGUCGUGUACCCAUCCAGAAUCGACAAGACAACCCGGCUCAUGACGGUGUUUCAGCACGGCAUCAACUGCAUCUUCCUCGUCGGCGAGUUCGUUCUCAACGGGUUCGUCGUACGGAAAGCGUCCCUCGGGCCCAUUGUGAUCCUGCCCGUGCUCUACGGGACAUUUGCCUGGAUUAGCCACGAAACGUGGAACUACGGGCUGUGGCCAUACAAAUUUCUCGAUAUGUCUAGCCAGGCGUCUCCCGUUUGGUACGUUGGCACGUUUCUCAGCCACCCGUUGCUGCUCUUCGGCGCCAUCGGUCUGUCGAGUCUCAAGUCGCGCUCCCGCCCCGCUCUCGUCCCUGUCGCUUAUGACCCCGACCUUGUCGCCACGCCCAAAGAGAAUGAAGUGUAAUAACAUGUGCAAAUAGAUCCUGGGUGUACGCGCUGAUAUAUUGAGAACAAAGUUGCUGUGGUGUGAAUUCAAAUACACGUACUCGGUG
Molecule: messenger RNA, 979 nt
Organism: Aphanomyces invadans
Lineage: Eukaryota; Oomycota; Saprolegniomycetes; Saprolegniales; Verrucalvaceae
Exons: 1
Coding region: 1-891 (296 amino acids)
Cellular component (GO): membrane
Source: RefSeq, a predicted model, not a curated record